AAGCUCGGCGAGGCUUCCUUGUGGCGCAUUGGGCUUCCUUCCUCCUCCUUCUAGUCCUAGUCAGGAUGGGUCUCUCGGGGUGGCUGUGUCUGUGGGCGGCCGUGGUGGUGGGCGCAGUGGCCGGGGCCGGGGCCGAGCGGAUUGUGGGGGCGCCGGUGGAGGUCUCGGCCAACGAGGAGGGCGUCCAGCAGGCCCUCCGCUUCGCCAUGAACCAGUACAACAGCGCCAGCAACGACAUGUACGGCAGCCGCGUCGCCCAGGUCCUCAGCGUCAAGAAGCAAAUUGUUGCUGGAAUCAAAUAUAUUAUCACUGCUAAAGUGGGGCGAACAACUUGUACUAAGUCAGCAGCUAGCCUGGAGAACUGUGCCUUCCAUGAAGCACCAGAACUGGCUAAGCAUGUGACUUGCAAUUUUGAGGUGUACAGUGUUCCUUGGUUAAACCGCAUUUCCUUGCUCAAAAACAACUGCGAGUAAACCUGUUUAUUUUGGACCAGGAAAACAAGCUGCCGUUCUGAAGAUAUUUUCCCCUUUUUAUGAAGAGCAAUAAUUCAGAUGUUUUCACAAGAAUGAGGUUUCUGCUAACUCCGAAAUACUUACAUAUACUUGUUUGAAACAAGUAAAUCCGUAUAGUAUUCUUUAAAAGAUGCUUUCUAACUGUUUCUUAUUGCUUAUCAUUUACUUUGUAACCAGUGUUAUCAUGCUAUAUUAGAUUGGGGGAAAAUAAAAAAUUACUUUGUCAAGGAUUGACUUUUAAAAA
This is a messenger RNA of Sceloporus undulatus (fence lizard), 756 nucleotides long. It is a transcript of the gene CST3, whose product is annotated as cystatin C. The transcript is spliced from 3 exons. Gene Ontology annotation, molecular function: cysteine-type endopeptidase inhibitor activity. NCBI's taxonomy places the organism in Eukaryota, Metazoa, Chordata, Lepidosauria, Squamata, Phrynosomatidae. Bases 66 to 473 code for a protein of 135 amino acids. The record is from RefSeq and is a predicted model, not a curated record.